Acanthoscelides obtectus is the source of this 1316-nucleotide messenger RNA. NCBI's taxonomy places the organism in Eukaryota, Metazoa, Arthropoda, Insecta, Coleoptera, Chrysomelidae. The record is from the annotation of a GenBank genome assembly.
AAUUCUACGACGUGACCUAAACAUAUAAUGAACGGAAACAAUUUUUAAAAAACAGAAUGGUUAGAAUUACAGAAGAUCUAGUAAGAAAAAAGGCGGAACACAACGAAAGCAUCAUUGGAACCUUGGAAGAGUUAUCGUUGCAUCAAGAAGACGUAGAAAAAAUCGAACAUCUCAACAACUGGUGCAGAGGAUUACAGAUUUUAUACCUUCAAGCGAAUCUUAUAUCGAAGAUUGAGAAUCUAAAUAAAUUAAAGAAAUUGCAAUAUCUUAAUUUGGCUAUCAAUAAUAUCGAGGUUAUAGAAAAUUUGAAAGGAUGCGAGAGCCUGGAAAAGCUCGACUUGACUUUGAACUUUGUCGGCAAUCUGGAAAGUGUCUGCUCUUUAAAGGAUAACAUCAAUUUACGAGAGCUAAUCCUAACAGGGAAUCCUUGUUGCGAAUAUAAGGGUUACAGAGACUAUGUGAUAGCUAAAUUGCCACAAUUGGUAAGCUUGGAUGUUAAAGAAAUAACUAAAAGUGAAAGAAUAAAAGCGUUUCAAAACUUGCCCACAAUCGAGCCAAGUAUUAGAGCAGAACAGGAAGCGUACAGAGCGCGUCGCGAUGAACAGUGCGUUCGCGUGUCCUGCAGAGACACUUCGCAUUUGACGGACGAAGAAUUCUGGCAGACCACCAGCGAACAUUGUCCGGAGAGCCGCAUCGACAUCGCAGCCAGGCAUAGAAGGGCCAGAGAAGAAAAUAAUAAAGAAGAUGCAGAGGUAACGUCGAUACAAAGAAGUGUUAGACUGUUCACUAAAGGUGGUAGACCAUUGAACGUGAAUCAAGCUAAGCUGAAUUUUAAGUUCAAAGACGACGACCCUGCACAAUACGUAUUAGAUGUCGCUGUGUACAAAUUCCUGGAUGGCAAUUUGAUUGAUGUUGACUUACAACCGAUCUACGUUAAAAUUACCAUCAAAGGCAAGGUAUUUCAAAUGGUCUUUCCGGAAGAGGUGUAUAUUGAAAAAAGUAUUUGUCAACGGUCCCAAUCGAGUGGACAUUUGAUUUUAAAAAUGCCGAAAGUCAAUUAUAAACCGAGAUUAGACAGUGUGAUGAUCAAAGAGGAAAGCGAAAAUACAGAAAAAGCACAGAAAAAGAAAAAUGAAUAUCUAGAAGUGCAAGAGAAAAAAGAUGAUAUGGAUUUCAGCAAAAUCGUAGAACGAAAUGAUAAAAUUAGAGAUCUGUACGAUAAUCCAGAAAUACCUCCAUUAGAAUAUUUCUAAUAUUAUUCAGCUUCAAUGUAUUUUGUUCGCAGUAAAAUUCAAUAAAAUGAUUGGAAAAACCGA